AUUGGCGACGCUAAAACCAGUUGUAUAACAGAAAAUUCAAAUCUUACCUCAGACUGCUUCGGACUUCACUGGAUUUCACGACAGUUCAUGUGUUCACAAGCAUUUGCAAGAGUUUACAAGCGCUCACGACGACCAAUGACUCACAAGUCGUCGUAAAUUCCAGCGGGAAAGAUUUUGGAACUUCUUUCGAUUUUACGUGUUGGCUGAUAAAAGUAAUCAUGCAUCAGAGUUCGGCCAAACGUAGAUCGUCCAGUAAUCCCGUAAGGAUAUCCGCUAUCGAACGGGAAUCCAGCUUAACUCGGAACGAUCAACGAAGAGCACAAACCGGACUGAAACCAAAGGGAAUCUCGAUCGGUGAAACCUCUCACAUUCCCAGGCCUCGUUUUAGAAGCUCGUCCAGUGACAGAGCGGGAUCACUCGGCAGAAAGUCGUACUUGAAAGUGCCAGGUAAAACUCCAAUAUGUCAACCAACAACCCCAAUUACUCCACUGAGACUUUCCACCAAGCUUCAACCAAGCAUAGUACUUACAGCAAGUACGAGCAGACUUAAGGCCCCACUACCAAUGGGUCGAUCACCAUCUGGCGAUCGUAGCAUCGUGGUCUCAAGUAAAGGUCCUAGAAAGGACACAAGGCCCUUAACAGAUAAGACUUAUCAGAUGACCCUAUUGAAUAAAAUAGAUAGCUUCUUUUAUACAAAUCAAUGCUCAUCGAUACUAAACAGCAAUGGCAGUUUAAAACCAAUUACAUUGAAAAUGUUCGUGGAUGUUUCUAACAUACUAUUGAAAUACCUUGAUAUCAAACAAGAUUUCACAAUGACAAAUUACAUAGACGAAUUACCGAAAUGCACGAAGAAGCUACAUUAUCCUGGCACGGUGACCAAAGCAUGGUUAAAAACUGCCAAUGCGAUGCAUUCGUGGCCCAAUGUUCUUGGUUGGAUUGGCUGGUUGGUAGAAGCGUGCCAAGUAAGAGAAAUCGCGUUUAACAAAUUCGAAUUGGCAAACUUGCCAUUCGUAGGAACGGAGCAGCAGGCUCAAAGUUCCAGGAUGGAAUUUCAAGCAUUGUUGGAAUGCUAUAGGGCUUGGAACGACGAAAAACUUGACGAAGAAGAAAAAUUAUUAAACCGAUAUUUGCAAGAUAUUUUGGUCCAACAGGGUAUUACUGAUGAUGAUAUAACUCAGGCACGUAAAAAAUUGGAAGAAGAAAAAAUGAAGUUACAAGUGCACGAGAAAGAGUCAAAAAAAUUGGAUGAAAAACUUGAAUAUCUGCAACAUAAAUUAACAUCUUUGCGUGCUAAGGAAUCUAAAGGAUUAGAUAAUAUUACAACUAUCGAGGUUUAUUUAAACCAACUUUCCAUCGAGAAGAAUCAAUUAAGUGCAGAGUACCAAGCUUUCAAGGAGCAAAUUCGAAUAGGAAAUAUACAAUAUGAAGAAUUAAUCUUUAUUGUGAAAAAUCAACCAAUGUCCAAGAUGGAAGAGAAAAACAUAAUUACAAAAUACACGGAAAUUCAAAACUAUGUUCAUCAAUUUAUCGAACAUUUAAAAGAUUAUCAAAAAGAAAUAUACACUUUAGAUAUACAAUUAGCAUCUUCUAGUAAUAAUCUCAAUAAAAAAAUAUUAGUGUAUAAUAAAGAGGUUUUUAUGCAUAUCGACAGUGAUGUUGGCGUUAAUUUCGAUGAAUUAAAGAUCCCGGAAAAAGGUUUGUUGAAUCUGCAGAUGAUGGAGAUAAUGGAAGACAAGUUCGCUUUAAUAAAGAAAUUCAACGAAACAUUGUUGGAGCAAUGCAAUGAGAUAAACUCUUUAAUUGAUUCUGAAAUCACAAAAUUGAAGAAACUGCAAGAAAAAAUUAAAUUGUUGCCGGAUGAAAACAAAUUUAAGCAGGAUAUGUCUCAUAUCAAUCAGAUGAAGGCAGAUGCGAAGAAGGAAAUAACCAAACUAAUAAAACAGAUUGAAGACCUAAAAAACGAAAUUAAAGAAAUGCAAGAUGCGAUACCAGAUUUAGAAGCCAUAGACCUCGAAAUAGAAGAGGCACAAGACAAAUUAAAUGCAGUUAUAAGAAGGAAGACAUUUUUAAAAGAAGCUGCCAAAAGAUUUUUCAAAAGAUUGUAUACAAUCAUCGGCGAACAUAGAAAUGAGCUUUAUGAUAUUUUAACAAAAGAUAGAACGAAAUAGAAUUACAUAUCUGUACAUAAAUAUUUUUAUAAUUGUAAAUUAUCUAUUAUCUCUUUUUUUUGUAUAAUCUAUUAUACACACCAUAUUGUGUAUUAUUGUGGUUUCAGUAAAAUAUUGUCGCAUCUUAUUAAAAUAUAACAUGUACAAAAAGUAUGUAUUUCAAAUAAAGAGUUUAUAAAUAUGUUUUCAUUGUAGAACUCUCAUGCGCAGGAUUUUCAUUACUUGUAUACAAAUAAAAUAGAUAUACGUUCUUAUUUCAUAUCUUUUUCUUUUUUCUUCUUUUUUUACAAAAUGAUGCAAAUUCUAGUAUGUAAAAUAUUUUUAUUCUAUUAGCUCUAUAUGUCAUGACAAUAUGCAACUUGCAUUUUCCUUUUUUUUUUCUCUCUUUUUUUUUAA
Molecule: messenger RNA, 2564 nt
Organism: Solenopsis invicta (red fire ant)
Lineage: Eukaryota; Metazoa; Arthropoda; Insecta; Hymenoptera; Formicidae
Gene: Ndc80
Product: kinetochore protein ndc80
Exons: 2
Coding region: 219-2168 (649 amino acids)
Biological process (GO): attachment of mitotic spindle microtubules to kinetochore
Cellular component (GO): Ndc80 complex
Source: RefSeq, a predicted model, not a curated record